This is a messenger RNA of Macadamia integrifolia, 3415 nucleotides long. RefSeq names its product MDIS1-interacting receptor like kinase 2-like. The coding region runs from base 19 to 3210 and encodes 1063 amino acids. Gene Ontology annotation, cellular component: plasma membrane. Gene Ontology annotation, biological process: protein phosphorylation; hormone-mediated signaling pathway. Lineage: Eukaryota; Viridiplantae; Streptophyta; Magnoliopsida; Proteales; Proteaceae. Gene Ontology annotation, molecular function: protein kinase activity; ATP binding; protein binding. The record is from RefSeq and is a predicted model, not a curated record. The transcript has 2 exons.
UUUGGAUAAACCUAAAAAAUGACUUGCUCUUCUCCCAUUGCCUUCAUGAGAACACUUUUCUAUUCCCUAUCACUCUCCUUGUCCCUCCUUGCAUUCUUGUUGCUUGUCUUGUUGCUCCCUAUUUCACAUGUUUCUACUUCCACUGCAUCUAUCACUGAACAAGCAGAGGCUCUCUUGAAGUGGAAAGCCAACCUCCACAACCAAACCCACUCCCUUUUGCCUUCUUGGACACUUGCCAAUUCUUCUUCCUAUUCCCAACCUUGUAAAUGGGUUGGUAUUGUUUGCAACCAGUUUGGUAGUGUCUCCCAUAUAAAACUAUGGGAUAUGGGUUUGCAAGGUACACUUCAAAGCUUCAACUUCAUUUCUUUCCCUGACAUUGUUCAUCUAGACCUCACCAACUUCACUCUCUUUGGCACCAUUCCAUUUCAGAUAAGUAGCCUUUCCAAUCUUAGAUACUUGGAUCUAUCUUACAAUCAACUUUAUGGUGAAAUUCCAAUCGAGGUCAGUGCACUACCAAAUCUUAAGUUCUUGUAUCUUGGUGCUAAUCAUCUAAGUGGCUCAAUCCCUUGGGGUAUAGGAGAGCUAAAUCAUCUUUUAAUAGUAGAUUUGGCUAUCAACAAUCUCAGUGGUUCAAUCCCUUCAUCCUUAGGUGCUUUGGGCAAUCUCACUACUUUAUCCCUCCAUGGUAAUACAUUUUCUGGUUCCAUUCCUUUUGAAAUAGGAAGUUUGAAAAAUCUGAGAGAGUUAUACAUGUACAACAAUUCUCUAACAGGAUCCAUACCCUCCAUGUUUGGAAACUUGACCAAGCUGGUCACUUUAUCACUGUAUCGGAAUAGUCUUUUUGGUCCUAUUCCUUUAGAGAUAGGGAACUUGGCAAGCCUAGUAAAUUUAGAUCUUUCUGAGAAUCUUCUGAUGGGUUCAAUUCCAUUCACUUUCGGAAACUUGACCAAGUUAUCCUUGUUGAGCUUGUUAGAAAAUCAAUUAUCUGGCAUCAUUCCUGCAUCUUUGGGUAAUUUGAGCAAGUUGGAGGUACUAAAACUCUUUGAAAAUCAAUUUUCAGGUUCCAUUCCUCAGGAAAUAGGGAAUCUGAAAUUUUUGUCUGACCUAGAAAUUUUUGGAAACAAUUUCUCAGGUAAUUUACCACAACAGUUAUGCAUUGGUGGAUCACUUGUAUAUUUUAUUGCACAUAACAAUAGUUUCACAGGCCCCAUUCCAAAAGGCUUGAGAAAUUGCACAAGCUUGUUGAGAGUCAGACUAGAAAACAACCUGCUGGAUGGAAAUAUAUCAGAAGCUUUUGGUUUUUAUCCACAUUUGUAUUACAUUGAUUUGAGUAAUAACAAAUUCCGUGGUGAGAUUUCACCAAAUUGGGGAAAAUGCCAGAAUCUUACAAGCCUACGGAUGUCAAGGAAUGAGAUCACAGGUAGGAUACCUGCCGAGCUUGCAAAGUUGUCUCAACUGCAACAACUUGACCUUUCUUCCAACCAUUUAGUUGGAGAAAUUCCAAAGGAAUUAGGGAGGAUGAAGGCUUUAUCAAGCCUGAAUUUGAGCCAUAACCAGCUUUCAGGUAGAUUGACAUUUGAAAUUGGAAAGUUGUCUAGCCUAGAAGAUCUCGACUUGUCAGCCAACAAUCUAACUGGACCUAUUCCAGAGCAACUAGGGAAUUGCUUCAAAAUAAUUUACCUAGACUUGGGCAAGAAUAGAUUGUAUGGAAGCAUUCCAUAUCAAGUGGGUAACCUGAUUUCACUUCAACUUCUAAUGGAUCUUAGUCAAAAUCAGCUCAUAGGAGAGAUACCAUCACAGAUUGGUAAAUUGCAUAUUUUGGAAAUAUUAAAUCUCUCUCACAAUAUGCUCUCUGGUUCUAUUCCUUCAUCACUAGAAGAAAUGGUGAGUUUGACAUCCAUUGACAUAUCUUAUAAUGAGUUAGAAGGUCCUAUUCCCAAAAGUGCAGCCUUCGAACAUGCUCCUAGAGAUGCAUUCAUAAAUAAUAAAGCACUGUGUGGAAAUGCAGAAGGUUUGCUUGCCUCUUGCAAUUCUUCUGCAAUAGAAAAGAGGAAUACUAGAAAUAAGCAUGGAUUCAUCAUUUUUAUCUUACUUCCUAUUAUGAGUGUGAUAGUUCUACUAUCCAUCAUUACAGGAAUUGCUUUGGUUUUUCAAGGAAAGGCAAAAGAUAUAGAGGUACAACAAAUGGAAAUAACUGAUCAGGGAGAUCUAACUGAUCAGGGAAAUCCAUUUGCAAUGUGUAACUAUGAUGGAAGAAUUGUGCAUGAAGAUAUCAUGGAAGCAACAGAGAAUUUUGCUGAAAAGCAUUGCAUUGGGAAGGGAGGGUAUGGAAGUGUUUACAAAGCAACUUUAUCAAAUGGUCAAUUGGUAGCCGUGAAGAAACUUCAUCCCUUACAAAAUGAUGUUGGCAUGGUCAACCAAAAACAUUUUACAAAUGAAAUUCGUGCAUUAACUGAAAUUCGACACCGAAACAUUGUGAAAUUUUAUGGUUUUUGUUUACAUGCACGACACUCAUUUUUGGUUUAUGAGUAUUUGGAAAGGGGAAGUUUGGUGAAGAUCCUAGGAGAUUUGGUGCAAGCAACAAAAUUUGAUUGGAUCAGGAGAAUUAAUGCAAUUAAAGGUGUGGCCAAUGCACUAUCUUAUAUGCACCAUGAUUGCUCACCACCAAUAAUUCAUAGAGACAUAUCAGGUAGCAAUAUUUUGUUGGAUUCAGAGUAUGAGGCUUGUGUGUCAGACUUUGGGACUGCUAGGCUCCUAAAGCCUGAUUCAAGUAAUUGGACUUCUCUUGUAGGCACAUAUGGCUAUCUUGCUCCAGAGCUUGCUUAUGCAAUGAGGGUGACUGAAAAGUGUGAUGUGUAUAGCUUUGGUGCGGUAAUAAUAGAAAUAUUAACGGGAAGACACCCUGGUGAGCUCCUUUCAUCUUUAUCAUUAUCAUCAUUGUCAUCGUUGGCAUCAUCAUCAGCUGUGAAAACCAUGAUGCUGAAAGAUUUUUUGGACCAACGAUUGUUGCCUCCCAAAGUUGAAGUUGCUGGAGUGGUGGUUUCUAUUUUAAAAUUGGCAUUUAUAUGCUGGAAUAUCAAUCCCCAAUCUCGUCCAACCAUGAAAUACGUGUCUCAAGAGCUAUCAUCAUCUCACGAGAUAUUUUCUGUUGAGUCAUUUCAAACAAUUACAUUAGGAGAAUUCUUACAUAGAGGAAGAGCACAUCUGUAGAUGCAAGUUUUCCAGUCAUGCUAGGGAAAUCCAAGAAGUGGUUAUUAUAUCAAACAUAAUCCCAAGUAUGUUCUUUCUUUUUGUCUAAUAGUCUUAGAAUUUUAAAGGAGAUCUUAUAUCCUAAGUGUGGAUUCAAGUUCUUGUUGUUUUCAUUGUAAUUUUACAUACUCGUCUUAUGUGGCAAUUGUUUUCUACGUUCUCUUAA